CGGCCUCGAGUGCGGCUGUGCGGCCCGGAAGGCUCCCGGCCGCAGGAGCCCUCCCUCACGGCGUCGGGCUGCUCGAUGGGGCCCGGGUUCUCAGGCCCGGGCCCGGCCGCGGCGGCCGCCCCCAAACAUGGCGGCCUGGCUCCCGUAGCCUUCCCGCUAAGCGGCCCCCGCUGAGCUGUCGCUCCCCCGCCCUCACCCCCGCGGUUCAGGACUGUCGGGCUUGCCUAUGGCCCCCUCCUACCUCUUCACCUGGUGACGUGCGGGGCCCGCCGGGGCCCGGCGCGGAGCGGACACGAUGGCCGAGCACGGGGCUCACAUCACGGCCACUCCCGGCGCUGAUGACCGGCCCUCCAUCUUCGAGGUGGUAGCGCAGGACAGUCUGAUGGCCGCCGUGAGGCCCGCCCUUCAGCACGUGGCCAAGGUUCUCGCAGAAUCCAACCCUGCCCACUACGGCUUCCUCUGGAGGUGGUUUGAUGAGAUCUUCACCUUUCUGGAUCUCUUACUGCAGCAGCACUACUUGUCUAAAGCCAGUGCCUCCUUCUCCGAAAACUUUUACGGCUUAAAGAGGAUCGUGAUGGGAGACCCCUCGGGGGCCCCGAGGUUGGCCAGUGCUGGACUCCCAAAGAAGCAGCUUUGGAGAUCCCUCUUGUUCCUGGUCCUCUUUCCCUACUUGAAAGUGAAGUUGGAGAAGCUGGUCUCCAACCUGAGAGAAGAGGACGAAUAUUCCAUCCAUCCCCCCUCUUCCCGUUGGAAGCGGUUUUACCGAGCUUCCCUGGCAGCUUAUCCCUUUGUGACCAUGGCCUGGGAAGGCUGGUUCCUCAUUCAGCAGCUACGCUACAUCCUGGGGAAGGCUCAGCAUCAUUCACCCCUGCUGAGCCUAGCUGGAGUUCGGCUAGGCAGACUCUCCUCGGAGGAUGUCCGAGCUUUGGAAAAGACACUAACUGGAGCUCGUGGGAUGCAUCAGCCAGCCACUAGCAUUCGUGAGAAGGUGCAGUCGGUUGUCAAGAAAACUAUAGGGGGCCUUGCCUUGUCCGUCUCCACAGGCCUUUCUGUAGGUGUUUUCUUCCUGCAAUUCCUAGAUUGGUGGUACUCAUCAGAGAAUCAAGAAACCAUCAAAUCCCUGACUGCCCUGCCCAUCCCACCACCCCCUGUGCACCUAGACUACAACUCUGAUCCCUCUCUGCUGCCAAAGCUGAAAACCGUGUGCCCCUUAUGUCGCAAAACCCGGGUGAAUGACACCGCCCUCACCACCUCUGGCUACGUGUUCUGUUACCGAUGUGUGUAUAACUAUGUGAAGAGUCACCAAACUUGCCCCAUCACAGGCUAUGCAACAGAAGUCCAGCACCUGGUUAAACUAUACUCCCCUGAAAACUGAAUGACCUUGCUAACUGUGCCCCAUGGUAAGACUGCUCUGCCUGCCAUCCAUUCUGCCAGACUGGUUUUGCUUGGUCAGACCCAGCCAUCUUAGUCACCCAUCUCAGGACCACCUCAAACUUAAAGAGCCUAACAAAACAUUUGUUAAAAUCAAAUACAUACCCAUUUGAACAUAGGCUAUUAAUAUGCCUCCGAACCUCCCCUCCAGAGAUAAAGGAAAACACUGAGGCAAGUUGCCAUAUGAAGAUAAAACCAGGUGUCAUUAGUGGGAGGGGGGCAGAGUUGUUGUGAGGAUCAAUCAAAUGAACUAAGAUAAGCAAAGCACUUUAAUCAAGCUGUAUGAGUGCUAUAUUAUUCUGUGGAGGGAGGAAGAGAGAUACAGCACCCAAUCUCCACUAUCUGCUGCUAUGCCUUGGAUCCAGACUACAAAUAGCCCAAGAAGGAUCCAGAUAGGGACUUACAUGCACUAGGCAGACUCCUCUUCAAGGACUCAUUUGUCUGCCAAUAAUGUUUAGGUGUUCAAGGAGGAUUGUUUGCUUUGAAUGGAAAUAAAACUUUAGAAAAUGAGUCACUUUUUCAAACUGACACCCUUUCAACACAGUACUUAUUCAUGCCCCAUCUAGUUUGGAUUGUGCUUUGGAGUGAAUCCUUCACAAGAAGGUACAUAAUUUACCUUUCUUGGGAAACUGGACAAGGGCAAAUAAUGUAUUGGGUUGAUUUUCCAUUUAGAGCUGUCUGGGAAUCUUAAGUGUGAAAGUCAAACUGAUAAAGAGAAAAUCCACUUAGACCGACACUAAUCCAACUCUCAUAGUGUCAGAGCUGGGAGGGACCUCAGAGGCUCUCUAGUCGAAGCCCCUCGCUUUGCAGAGGAAGAAGAGAAGCUCCUCAAAGAGUGAUUUACCAAUUGUCACCCAGCCAAUUACUGACAGAGCCAGGACUGGAAAUCCAGACACCCUGAAUUCCUCACCCCGUGCUCUUUUCUCCACUGUGCCACAAAUAACAGGGAGCAGAAAAACAGCUUUGUAUGGGCAUCUUCUGCUAACUCCCAAAAGCAUUUGCUAAACUAGCGUGAACACGUCUCACCAUUACUAAUAGCAAUUUUUAUGAAGCCUCCAUAAUGUACCACCAAAAUAAAUUUUGGUUUUACACAACACAA
Dromiciops gliroides (monito del monte) is the source of this 2530-nucleotide messenger RNA. RefSeq names its product peroxisomal biogenesis factor 12 (gene PEX12). Gene Ontology annotation, molecular function: ubiquitin-protein transferase activity; zinc ion binding; protein binding. Gene Ontology annotation, cellular component: peroxisomal membrane; peroxisomal importomer complex. Gene Ontology annotation, biological process: protein monoubiquitination; protein import into peroxisome matrix. Bases 296 to 1375 code for a protein of 359 amino acids. NCBI's taxonomy places the organism in Eukaryota, Metazoa, Chordata, Mammalia, Microbiotheria, Microbiotheriidae. The record is from RefSeq and is a predicted model, not a curated record. The transcript is spliced from 3 exons.